Saccostrea cuccullata (small rock oyster) is the source of this 5218-nucleotide messenger RNA. Its product is annotated as autism susceptibility gene 2 protein-like. The record is from RefSeq and is a predicted model, not a curated record. The transcript has 16 exons. Bases 192 to 3338 code for a protein of 1048 amino acids. Lineage: Eukaryota; Metazoa; Mollusca; Bivalvia; Ostreida; Ostreidae.
CAAUUGAGUUGUUCGGCCAUAUUGUAUUUGUUCCGCCAUUAGAAAGAGUGGAUGUGUUUUGACUUUACUUCGAUAUGGAUUCCUGUUUAUGUUAUGUUUGAUUGGAGUUCAGAUGUCCCUUCCUCAGUACCUGUUGACUAUUACAAGUCAAUUAACGAGGAGGACUUUUGCCUCAUGACUUGGAUUUUCCGAUGGAAGGCGAUCAAAGAAAACAACAGCGCUUCACAAAACGCCGCGAAAGAGUGCACAGUAAGCUAGACCCGGACGGGGGCAAAGAUGAAAUGGACAGUUCUCCCUCGCGGUCGGAUUGCGACAAACCCAGGGCCAAGCCACCCCGACGACGGAGAAACCGCUCCCAUUCCCAUGACGAGGACAUCAUUGAUGGAUUUGCCAUCCUAAGUUUUAAAUCUUUAGAAGAUUUGAACAACUUGAUGAAACCCUCGAAAACCAUUGAACAGAAAGACAAAAAGAACGAUUUUGUUAAAAGAAAGAAAAAGAAGACGAGAAUAAAGCCCUGUAGGCCUUUAUCCCCAGCCCUGAACCAUCGAUUCAGUGAUAACUCCUCAGUACACAGUCCAUACAGUGACAGGACGGAAGAAUUCUCAGACCAGCGGUCGGGAUGUCGGGAUGGAGGACUGAGUGACGUCAGUACCCAUUCAAGCUCUGGAAGAGGAUAUUUGUGUGACAGUGAAAGUGGAGAUGAACGGGCAUCUAAUGCAAGUUCAGAUUUAUUUUCAACAUUGAACCAUAAUCGAGAAUGUCCCGCCCCUUCCACCACUUCCUGCAGCAGUCCCUGCUCUACACCAAUCACAUCCACUGCAUCAUCACAGACAGAUAGUGGUAUAACCACGGCAACUGUUACCACGACGACAGCAGCCAGCGCGUAUACCACCGCUACAGAAACCAACCCUACCGCCUCUACGACCACCACCACCAGUUGUACUGUGGGAACCACCACAACCAACUCAUCUGUGAUAGCUAAUGGACCUUUGAUCACAUCCAGAGAAAAACCAAGGUCACCCAUCUCAUCAAAACCAGUCGACUCGAGAUCCCCUCAUCUGAAGAAACCAUUUCCAAGGGCCUCCAGUGACACACUUCUGCACAAGGACCAGCACAAGUUUUCUCCCUCCCCCAUACGAACCCCUCGUAGGGAGGACCCCAGGAGUGACAAAGACUUUCCUUUGCCACCAAGUUUUGGAUUUUCCAAGCCUUGGCAUAGUGGCAGUACCCCUCACCUCCACAACCCCUAUCCCCCUGUGACUCACUCCCCGGGGAUACCUCAGUUUGGUCUGCAUUCCAGUGCCCCUGGUCACAGUUCCUCCUUCUCCAGCCUGCCCCCCAGCCCCCUCCACAAUCUCCUCCCACCCCCAGGGCCUCAAAGUAUGUUUGCAGCUCCCCUGCCUCCGGGGGCUGCCAAUGGUUCUUUGACGUCACCACACACACUAGGAGGGGCCGGUCUGUCAGCACACGCUUCUCCAGAGUCCAUGUCCCUGGCCAGUCAAGAAAUUUUGCGAGAGGAACUGAAUCGACGAUUUUUGGCGGCCCAGGAGCGUACAAGUCUCCCUGUCAUUGGCUCCACCCCGUACGGUCGAGCGGACAUACACCAACAUCAGCACAUGCAUCAACAUCAACACCAGCAUCAACACACACAUCAACACAUGUUUGCCCUGCCAGGUCUUACUGGGUCAUUAGUCCCCUCCCCAGCCCCACAUCUGUAUGACAAGGUCCCAAAACCAUUUGAGUCAUCAUUUUAUAGAGCUACUCCAGGCUUGCUGGGCUAUCCCAUGGUGCCACCUCUUGUUCAUUCAGGAAGUUCCCUUAAUUCCAGUUCAUCGGGAGCUUUUCAACCAAAGAAAGUAGCUGGUGGCCUGUUACAUCCCGGUCAGCUGAUCCCAGCCCUGAGAGAGCAAGAGAAAGUCCCUCCUCCGGCCGCUUCUCUGCCCCACCACAAAAAAAGUGGUAAGUGGUGCACCAUGCAUGUUCAGAUAGCCUGGAAGAUUCACCGGCACCAGCAGGAGAGUUCUGAAGUCUCCAAAGGAGGGGAGGGUAAGAGUCUGGACCCCCUCCAGUCGGGGCGUAACCUGUCCAGUAGUAGUCUCCACCGACCCACCGAUCUGUCCACACCGUCCUCACUCCUAGGUAAAGGUAUGAGUUCAUUCCCUAGGCCCUCACCUUAUCCAUUCUCCAGCCAUGAAGGUUUUGGUGGAUUAGGGAGAGGUGGAAGUCCAUUUGGUACCCCAGGUAGGGAAAUACCAAAGAUUCCAGGUAUAGCUUCACCACAGGAGUGGAGUCGCCUGCAUAGAUCCUCCCCUUUGUUUUCUGGAUCACAUUGGUCAAAACCAGAUGAGAGGGAAAGGGAGAUAGAGAAGGAAAAGGAAAGAGAGAAAGAAAGAGAAGUGGUGCUAGGACUGGACAGACGAAGGGAAGAGAGGGAAAGAGAAAGGAGGUCAAGUGAUAGAGAACGACGUGGAAGUGUUGAUUUAGAACAGUCUAAGGACAGACCAUUUAUUGGAGGAGACGUGCGACAUCCUCACACAGUCUCCUCCCAUUCCAGGUCAAGGUCAAGGUCACCACUUGUGGGAGGCAGAGUGGGCUCUGCCAAAUCUGAUUCUAGUUACAAUCGUGAUGAUAAAGACAUCAUUAAAGUGAAAGAAGAAAAAGUGGAUGAACCUGAGGUCUCUGUGAUGGACAGAGAGAAGUUCAGGCCCGAUUAUUUACAUGGUGCAUCUAACUUAAUGGACCGAUCAAGGCUCCUAGGUGGGCCUUCUCAAUUCCCUUUUGGUGCAGAUAGGAUUCCCCCUCCCCAGAGUUUAUGGGGAUCCCAGGAGAAGAGUUUAAUGGACUUCAGUUAUCACAGUCUCCAGAUCCAGAGAGAAAUGGAGCAGGAACGGGAACGGAUGCUGCGGAGACUGCAGCCGCCCGCCGUGGGUCUGUACGACCCGGACCGAGUCCGCAAAGACGAGAUUUUACUCCAAGAGGAGAGACUGAGGCGAGAGUACUUCGAUCGCUUACCACAGUUUGAAAGGGAACGAUUUGAAAGAGAAAAGUUAGCUUUAGAAUCCAGCAGGCUAGGCCAUUCUAGACAUUUUGAUCCACUGAGAGCGAGUGGUCAUUUUCCAAGAACUAUGAGUCCUCUUGUGAAUCACAGUGGGCUGAAAGUAGGGUCCCCUGCUUUACUGCAAGGACCUCCCCCUCCCCUUAUCCCCUCCUCCUCAACCCCCACCAAUAGAAGUCAUUCAAAUUCCCCCGCUAUGUCUAAACUUAAACUACCGAGCAAUCCAGAUCUUGACAAGAGGGACUCUUAUUCCAGUUCUAACUUAGACGGGCAUGGAAGGUAGCAGAUGUGUGAUUGAUAGAUCUGAUUUUAUUUUCUUAUCGUAAACAGAGGUCAAUCAACUUAUUUUUUUUUCAAAUCAAAGUUUGUCUGCCAAUAAUUAUUUUUAUCAUGUUAUUCACGUUGACAUUCCUUUCCCUUUUUUAUGGGGGAGGGGGUUGCUAUAAAUUAUAAGACACAUCUUUUUAAGAUGAGAUAGUGUCAAUUUGGGAAAAACAUUUACUUUUUUAUGGAAUAUCUGGACUGAAAUUGGCUUAAAUGUAUCUGAUUGAAAUACUUAAACAAGAAUGAGGAUAAAAUUAUGAAUCAGUUUUUACUUGGAAAAUUAAAAAAAGUAUAGGAAACUUUUCUCUCCUCAUAAUCAAUCCAUUAUAUUUUGGCAAAUAGACAAUUGGCUUAUUCAAUAAGAAAAUUAAUAGGUAGUGUGUGAAGUUAGAGCAGACUAGAUCAGGUGAGCUUUGUGGUCCUGUGGUCUCCUCUCAUUUUAUCCCAGUGUAUGGCAGCUGUACAUGACAAACACUAGUUUUUCCUAAAGAUCUCUUAUAUUACUCAAAUUGUAAAGUGGACUUGUUUGUGGACCGACAGUCUUGAAGUUACAAAUUUAUACCGUUCUUAUGUGAAAUUUUGUACUUAGUUUAAUAUUCAUAUUUAUGUUAAGUGCAUGUGGGUUUCUGUAAGUUGAAAUUGAUUUCAUGAAAUGUAAUAAUUUUAAAAUGUUACAAGUAACAAAAGUUCUUUGUACAAUUCAUGUACUGUCUCUAUCAUUGUAAAUUUUGCAAUUUAGUCCAGGGAAUAAGAAAAGUUUUUAAAAAUUAGAGCUUGUUUAAUAAAUUGCACAGUGUGGUAUUACACACAUAAUUUGUCAGUGAGGGAAAGUCUUUUUCUGUGUUUUUAAUAUAUGUAUACAAAACAAUCUUAUAGCAAAGCUUAAUGCAAUAUUUCAUACAAACCACAUUUUUAUACCAAUAGCAUCCAAUGCAAUACUUAUUUUUCUCCUUGCAACAUAGUUGCCAGAUGUUUUCAACAUUUUAUGUACAGAUAUAUAUAUAUGUGUAAUGUACAGGUCAUGAUUUUUAAAAAUAAUAUUAGAUAUAGAACUUUUUUCAUUCAAAUUUGGAGUACAAAUGUACCAGUAUUACAAAUGUACAAUAAAAUGUGCUUUUAAGAAAGUUCCAAGGACAGAUAAUUUUCCUUAUGUUAUAAACCUUAUUUGUCAUAUCCAUUAACUUAACAAUUUACUUUGAAGCCACAAGGAAUGAAAAAUUACUGUAAGUGUCACUUCAUUGCAGACAUGUUUGCUAUAAGCAUUUUUUAAAGUUUUACAUAAAUGAACUUUAAAUUGGCCCAAAUAUUUCACAAAGCAACAGAUGACUUAUCCAUCUAAAAGAUGUUGUAUGUCAAUCUAUUCUGGAAGUGUCAAAAUUUUCAUUAAGUGCAAAGGUCACUGUAUAAAACAAGCUAUGUCAAGCUUGCUGGUCAAGCUUCUUUAAGGAAGGAAUUUGAAUCCUAUGUUGAUUUAAGGUUUGCUCUCAGCAAAUAAAGAAACACACACAUAUAGACUUAUUUAUACAUCAAUACCAUUCAUGGUAGACUUUUUUCCCCAAUAGAAUCAGGGUUAUUUAUAGUUUCAACUUUGAUGCAAAUUAAUAUAUAAGAUAUCAAAACAAAGAAGUUAUUUUAAUAUAUUGUUAGGUGUCAUGGAACAAAGUUGUGCUUACUCUGAGAAAUACAAAAUGGUGGAUCAUUCAAAUUUCUGUGUAAAUAUAGAGAACUGAUAUUACUUUUAUUGGUGUUUGCAUAUACACAAUUAUAUGUCAAUAUAUAAUCACAAACAUGUUCAGUUUUUACAAACUGAAACCAAAAAUAAAAUGUGAAAAAUGAAAA